UUGAUUCAUAUACAUUAUCGCCUCUCGCAUCUUCCCGAAUUCCUUCUUCCCCAGAAAUAAAUAGGGCCAAAGAUUUCACCUCUGGCGUUGUGGUUGCCGCGAAUCUCCGCUCUCUCUCUCUCGCUACUGCGCGUUUCUCUCCAAAAGAUCUGACGCGAAUCGACAGAUAUUGUCAUGAAAAUGGACUUCUUUGAUCGGUUUAAGAUCUGGGUUUUGGCCAUUUCCCUUUUCUUGAACUGUGGAUAUGGAUUUUACCUUCCUGGGAGUUACCCACAUAAGUAUGCUGUGGGCGAUCCUUUGUCGGUGAAGGUGAAUUCACUCACUUCCAUCGACACUGAGAUCCCCUUCAGCUACUAUAGCUUGCCCUUUUGUCAGCCUCUGGAGGGUGUGAAGGAUAGCGCCGAGAACCUCGGCGAGCUCCUCAUGGGGGACCGCAUCGAGAACUCGCCGUAUCAGUUUAAGAUGUACACCAACGAGUCCGAGAUCUUCUUGUGCCGCACCGAUCCGCUCACGGCGGAUAAUUUCAAGCUCUUGAAGGAGAGGAUUGACGAAAUGUAUCAGGUCAAUCUGAUCCUCGAUAAUUUGCCUGCGAUAAGGUACACUAAGAAGGAUGAGUAUUUUCUCCGGUGGACUGGGUACCCGGUGGGAAUCAAGGUUCAGGACAUGUACUAUGUGUUUAACCAUUUGAGAUUCACUGUUCUGGUUCAUAAGUAUGAGGAGACCAAUGUCGCACGUGUUAUGGGGACGGGGGAUGCGGCCGAGAUGAUUCCAACUGUUGGAAACGGUGGAUCAGAUGUGCCGGGCUAUAUGGUUGUGGGUUUUGAGGUUGUGCCAUGCAGUAUCAUGCAUAACGCUGAUUCAGUGAAGAACUUGAAGAUGUACGAGAAGUAUCCUUCUCAGAUUAAAUGUGAUCCAACCACUGUGGCAAUGCCCAUUAAGGAAGGGCAGCCCGUUGUGUUCACUUAUGAGGUUGCCUUUGAGGAGAGCAAUAUCAAGUGGCCAUCUCGUUGGGAUGCUUAUUUGAAGAUGGAAGGAUCCAAAGUCCACUGGUUCUCCAUCCUCAAUUCUCUUAUGGUGAUCACCUUCCUUGCCGGUAUUGUCCUCGUCAUCUUUUUGAGGACUGUCCGUCGUGACUUGACGCGAUAUGAGGAACUCGACAAGGAGGCACAGGCUCAGAUGAAUGAGGAAUUAUCUGGGUGGAAGCUUGUGGUUGGGGAUGUGUUCCGCUCUCCAUCAAACCCUGCGCUUUUAUGCAUAAUGGUCGGAGACGGUGUCCAGAUUCUUGGGAUGGCAGUGGUGACCAUAUUGUUUGCUGCACUCGGGUUCAUGUCCCCUGCUUCACGUGGCACGCUUAUCACAGGUAUGCUGUUCUUCUACAUGAUUCUCGGUGUAGUUGCUGGUUAUGUUGCUGUCCGACUUUGGAGGACCAUCAGCUCUGGUGAUCACAAGGGAUGGGUGUCGGUCGCAUGGAAAGCCGCGUGCUUCUUCCCCGGUAUCGCCUUUUUGAUCCUAACAAUUCUGAAUUUUCUCUUAUGGGGUAGUCACAGCACCGGAGCUAUUCCGUUUUCUCUUUUCGUUAUCCUGCUGUUGCUGUGGUUCUGCAUAUCGGUUCCGCUUACUCUUUUUGGUGGAUUCCUUGGAGCGAAAGCUCCUCAGAUCGAAUAUCCUGUGAGGACCAAUCAGAUUCCUAGGGAAAUCCCGCCUCAGAAAUACCCAUCUUGGUUGUUAGUCCUUGGUGCUGGCACUCUACCAUUUGGCACCCUUUUCAUCGAGCUAUUCUUCAUUAUGUCUAGUUUGUGGAUGGGCCGUGUCUACUAUGUUUUCGGUUUCCUCUUCAUCGUUUUGAUCCUUUUAGUCGUGGUUUGUGCCGAAGUGUCUCUAGUUUUGACGUAUAUGCAUCUUUGUGUGGAGGACUGGAGAUGGUGGUGGAAAUCCUUCUUUGCCUCUGGUUCCGUUGCGAUAUACAUCUUUUUGUACUCCGUAAACUAUCUCGUGUUCGACCUUAAGAGCUUGAGCGGACCCGUCUCUGCUACUCUUUACCUGGGGUAUUCCCUCUUCAUGGUCACGGCAAUCAUGCUCGCGACUGGCACGGUUGGGUUCCUCUCCUCAUUCUGGUUUGUGCAUUACCUAUUCUCCUCAGUGAAGCUCGACUAAACUGAUAAAACGGGUUUGAGAGGCAGCAGCGGCAGGCGGGUAUGUGGUUAGAGAGAAGGAAGACCCUACAAACUGUUCUAUCGUGUAUUACUUGCUUUUCCUUGAGUUUUUACUUUUGCUAGAGAUAUAGUCAAUGUAAUCUGAAUAAUUCAUUUGGUCUUUCUAAUACAUUUUUUUUUUUUAUUCGCGGA
Rhodamnia argentea is the source of this 2345-nucleotide messenger RNA. Its product is annotated as transmembrane 9 superfamily member 11. The record is from RefSeq and is a predicted model, not a curated record. Bases 175 to 2154 code for a protein of 659 amino acids. The transcript is spliced from 2 exons. Lineage: Eukaryota; Viridiplantae; Streptophyta; Magnoliopsida; Myrtales; Myrtaceae. Gene Ontology annotation, biological process: protein localization to membrane. Gene Ontology annotation, cellular component: membrane.